AUGCGAGAAUCGUGUUUUCAUUAUUUGAGCCUUGGAAGCAUUUACUCACAAGGAUCAAUUACCCUCCUAUCUGGCUUGAACUCAAGGCCUAUGAGCUUGGUUGCUCACUUCUUUGCCAUGGCCAUAUAUGGUGUAGGUCAUUUGCUGCUACCAUUUCCUUCACCCAAGCAUCUGUUACUUGGAGCUAGAUUGCUCUCGAUAGGUGCGUUUGCUGAAGACAGCAGCACAAGCAUCGUAGACUCUAACAAUGUGAAGCAAGAGAUGCAACAAAGCCAACCACAUGUUACCAGGCCGGCAUCUAACUUCCGUAAAAGGUCUCCAGUGUCUCAAGUCAAAUUCAAGCUAAUUUACUCAAACAAGGGCUCUAUUAAUUCUCUCUCACGUGGCAAUGUAGAUGGGAAAAGCAAAGAGAUGGAAACUAAUGCCGAACCUAGUUUAGAGCCAAGUUUUUCAGAAGGGAACGUGUUCGAUCAAAUAUUGAAAGACGAAACUUCUGAAAUUUUUUAA
Fraxinus pennsylvanica is the source of this 507-nucleotide messenger RNA. The record is from the annotation of a GenBank genome assembly. NCBI's taxonomy places the organism in Eukaryota, Viridiplantae, Streptophyta, Magnoliopsida, Lamiales, Oleaceae.